GGAGAAACAUUUCCAGUUGAAGUAUUCUUUAGUAAAGCUUGUAUUGAAGAUUAUGUUGAUGCUGCUGUUAAACAAUCUAUUCAAAUACAUUUAGGUGCUGAUGAUGGUGAUAUUCUGGUUUUUAUGCCUGGUCAAGAAGAUAUUGAAGUAACAUUUUGCUUUUCAGAACGUUUAAAUGAUAUUGAAGGUGCUAAUCCAUUAAAUAUUUUACCAAUCUAUUCUCAAUUACCCAGUGAUUUAUUAGCAAAAAUUUUUCAAAAAGCUAAUGAUGGUAUUCGAAAAUGUGUUGUUGCCACAAAUAUUGCUGAAACAUUACUAACAGUCGAUGGUAUUAUGUAUGUUGUGGAUUCGGGUUAUUGUAAACUAAAAGUAUAUAAUCCACGUAUUGGUAUGGAUGCUUUACAAAUUUAUCCAAUUAGUCAAGCAAAUGCAAAUCAACGAAUGGGUCGAGCUGGUCGAACAAGGCCAGGUCAAUGUUUUCGUCUAUAUACUGAACAGAAUUUUCGUGAAGAAAUGCUCGAAAGAAAUGUACCUGAAAUUCAACGAACUAAUUUAGUUAAUGUUGUUUUAUUACUUAAAUCACUUGGUAUACAAGAUCUUCUUCAAUUUCAUUUUAUGGAUUUACCAUCACAAAAUAAUUUAAUGAAUUCAAUGUAUCAAUUAUGGAUAUUAGGUGCACUUGAUAAUACAGGUUCAUUAACACAAUUAGGUCGUCAAAUGGUUGAAUUUCCACUUGAUCCAGCAUUAUCAAAAAUGUUGAUAACUUCUGUUGGAAUGGGUUGUAGUAGUGAAAUUCUUAUAAUUGUAUCAAUGCUUUCUGUUCCAUUGAUAUUUUUUCGACCAAAAGGAAAAGAACAAGAAUCUGAUGCUAAAUUAGAUAAAUUUCAAAUUGCUGACAGUGAUCAUUUAACAUUUCUUCAUAUUUAUAUUCAAUGGAUAAAAAGUAAAUAUUCAAAUAGUUGGUGUGCUGAUCAUUUUAUUAAUGCCAAAGCUAUGAGAAAAGUUCGAGAAGUUCGACAACAAUUAAAACAUAUAAUGAGUUCACAAAAAUUAGAUAUUAAAUCAUGUACCAAUUGGGAUAUUGUACGAAAAUGUAUAUGUGCUGCUUAUUUUCAUCAAGCAGCUCAGCUUAAAAGUAUUGGAGAAUAUAUUAAUUUACGUACGACUAUGCCAUGUUAUUUACAUCCGACUAGUGGAUUAUUUCGUUGUGAAUUUACAUUUGAUUAUAUUGUUUAUCAUGAACUUAUUAUGACAACAAAAGAUUCACUUAAAACUCGUAGUGAACAUGCACGAAAAGAAACACCAUUGAAUCGUAUACAAACAACAUCGACAUCAAGAAGAAGUACAUCAUUUCAUAGUGAAAUUUAA
Rotaria sordida is the source of this 1368-nucleotide messenger RNA. The record is from the annotation of a GenBank genome assembly. NCBI's taxonomy places the organism in Eukaryota, Metazoa, Rotifera, Eurotatoria, Philodinida, Philodinidae.